UUUUCUUCCGGUUUAAAUCUUAAUUCCGGUGUGUUUACAGAAGAUAGCCGCAUCGUAUCACGUGUUAACGUGCUCAGUAUAGCUGUUUUCACGUAAAAUGCGAUAUAAUGUCUGAUCAUCUGCAGUUUUAAACGAACUGACUCCGUUAAUUAAAAGUGCAUGCGUUUCCCCGUGCUUUUAUUAUGUAACAAAUAACUCCGAUUGCUUAAUUCAUUUAUUAAUAAAAUAUUUGUGCAUAUAAAUAUGCAUGUAAAUCCUAAAAAUGUAAAUCGUGGGUAAAAGACCGGAACAAUUUUCUCAUCAAACAUAAUUCGUUUGGUAUUCGCAGCAUCGGUUUUGUCAGUUUAAUUAGUGUUUUUAAAAGUUAAAAGUCAGCUGAGCAGAAGGCCUGAUCUCAUAAUACAGAGAUUUGGAUGUAAUAAUGAUCAUAGCAGUUCUCAAUGACUCCCGACAUCUGAAGACACAGUGGAUGAUGUUUGUUUAUGAAGAGAAAGCGUCCCCCAAUCCACCUAAAUGUGUCCAUGUUUGCGUGAAUAACUCCUGAUCCAGAUUCACCUCCAGAAGAAAUUAUUCUGUCCCGUGGUUCACAUGGCUCGCGUUUUCGUCUACGGCACGCUGAAGAAAGGCCAGCCCAACUACUUCAGGAUGAUGGAUCCUGCCAACGGUCGGGCUGAGUUCCUCGCUCGCGCUCGAACCGUAGAGCCGUACCCCCUCGUGAUCGCCACCGAACACAGCAUCCCCUUCCUGCUCGACGCUCCCGGGACGGGCCGGCGCGUCUGCGGAGAGAUCUACCGCGUGGACCAGAAGAUGCUGGAGUUCCUGGACCGCUUCGAGCGCUGCCCUCACUGGUACCAGCGCGCCGAGGUCCGGUUAGAGGUGGAGGACGGAGACGGAGAGGGAGAAAACGCGCUGAGGCCCGGAAGCAUCGAGGAGGCGUUCGUGUACAGGAAGACUACGCAUGAACCCGAGUGGCUCCAGAAACCCACAUAUGAGAGUUAUGAUGCAUAUGGAGAUCACGGACUGAAAUAUGUGCGUCCUGAAGACAGAAGCCCUGAGUAGUGACUACACCAAGAGUCAAGCCUAAAAGGAACCGUAGCAUAGCAUCGGAAAACAGGAUCCAAAAUCAACACUUGCUGAUCAAUUAAUCACAGAAAGAAAAAUCAUCAGACGCUGGAGUCAUGUCGUAGCAUGUAAGUGUCAAAUGUUUUUUAAAAUGUGUUUAUUUUAAUUGUUAAUUGUCAUUGUGUUCUUCUGCUUUAUACUGUACAGUGCUUUGAUGCGACCUGCGUUGUUAAAAGCGCUAUAGAAAUAAAAAUGAUUGAUUGAUUUGAUCAUUUUGACGGGUGCUUUGGUUUAUUUGGCUCAACUCAGCACAAAGUAUGAAUAAGAGAGGAGGCGAUUAGGAAACACGCCAGUUUUUGAUUGGUUUCCCAAAACCAGUCUCAACAAACUUAAAGAUUGUGAUUUUAUAGACUUGAGGUGAUAUUGGGUUUACAUUUACACUCCAGUGUCUGAUGGCUUGUAGACUUUAUUUGUGAUUCAUUUACUGGCAGUUAGCUGAAAUGUCGCAUCGGAUGGAACGACGCGAAAGAGUUAGCAAUAAAAGGUGCUUGGGGCAAUAUAGUAGUAGUAGGGAUAAUAUAAUAUUACAAUAUUAUGUGCAAUAGCAAAACACUCCAGUGCAGGAUAUGGAGAAAUCAGGUGUUUACUUUGUAUGUGCCGUACUUCCAUGUUUGCUGUAUCUGUAUAUAUGCUGUAGAAGUGUUUUAAGAGUUUUCUAAAUUGCAAUUUGAAAUAAAAUAAUUCAUUCAAAA
Messenger RNA from Puntigrus tetrazona (Sumatra barb), 1814 nucleotides. RefSeq names its product gamma-glutamylamine cyclotransferase, tandem duplicate 3 (gene ggact.3). Lineage: Eukaryota; Metazoa; Chordata; Actinopteri; Cypriniformes; Cyprinidae. Gene Ontology annotation, molecular function: gamma-glutamylaminecyclotransferase activity. The transcript has 2 exons. The record is from RefSeq and is a predicted model, not a curated record. The coding region runs from base 589 to 1059 and encodes 156 amino acids.